This is a messenger RNA of Pelobates fuscus (common spadefoot toad), 1827 nucleotides long. It is a transcript of the gene SLC25A44, whose product is annotated as solute carrier family 25 member 44. Bases 238 to 1179 code for a protein of 313 amino acids. Gene Ontology annotation, molecular function: branched-chain amino acid transmembrane transporter activity. The transcript is spliced from 5 exons. NCBI's taxonomy places the organism in Eukaryota, Metazoa, Chordata, Amphibia, Anura, Pelobatidae. Gene Ontology annotation, biological process: branched-chain amino acid transport; branched-chain amino acid catabolic process. Gene Ontology annotation, cellular component: mitochondrion. The record is from RefSeq and is a predicted model, not a curated record.
GUACAGUGAGGCAGGUGGUGGAAGGAAGGUGUCCCCGGCAGAGACCAGCAGUGACCCGGAUUGGGGCUUGUCUGAGGGAUCCACAGAGAUGCCAGAAGUCACUUUUCGAGUAUUAAUUCUCCAAAUCUCCAACAUGGCUCCACAGUGACCUGCUGAGCAUGGCCUUCCCGGGGUGUCUAGGCUGCUGAUAGCACACACUGGCGGAAGGUUCACCUCAUCCCUGGGCCUUCUAGAGCCAUGGAGGAUAAACGGAACAUCCAGAUUAUAGAAUGGGAGCAUCUAGACAAGAAAAAGUUCUAUGUCUUUGGUGUCUGCAUGACUAUGGCUAUCCGGGUGAGUGUCUACCCCUUCACUCUCAUCCGGACUCGCCUGCAGGUGCAGAAGGGGAAAAGUCUCUACAAUGGGACAUUUGAUGCCUUUGUGAAAAUACUACGGUCAGAGGGACUUGCUGGAUUUUACAGGGGUUUCCUGGUAAACACUUUUACCCUGAUCUCUGGACAAUGCUAUGUGACCACCUACGAACUCACCCGGAAGUAUGUGUCUGGAUACAGCAGCAACAACACAGUAAAGUCCCUGGUGGCGGGAGGCUCUGCAUCUCUGGUGGCACAAAGCAUCACAGUUCCCAUCGAUGUGAUAUCGCAGCACCUCAUGAUGCAGAGAAAAGGAGAAAGCAUGGGACGGUUUCGGAUUCGCGUGGCAGAACGCAAGCAGACAUUGGCUUUUGGCCAGACCAAGGAUAUUAUUGUUCAGAUCUGCAAAGCCGAUGGGCUGAGAGGAUUCUACAGAGGUUACAUUGCUUCUCUUCUCACCUACAUCCCGAACAGUGCGGUAUGGUGGCCCUUCUACCACUUUUAUGCAGAACAAUUGUCUCGCCUGUCGCCAAAUGAUUGCCCACACCUCCUUCUCCAAGCCAUAUCCGGACCACUGGCGGCAGCUACAGCAUCCACCAUUACCAACCCAAUGGAUGUUAUAAGAGCGCGUGUGCAGGUUGAAGGCAAAAGUUCCAUUAUUGGCACCUUCAAACAACUGAUGGCAGAAGAAGGACCAUGGGGUCUAACUAAAGGUCUUUCCGCCCGCAUCAUUUCAGCCACACCUUCCACCAUUGUCAUCGUUGUGGGUUAUGAGACACUAAAGAAGAUUAGCCUUCGCCCAGAGCUGGUAGAUUCAAGACAUUGGUGAAACUGUCCCUACAACCAAGGGGCAGAUGGUGGGGCAUGACAUUUUUUGGGUGGCUUUUAUACAUUUCUGAAAGAAGACAUCAUGGAAUGGAAACCACUAGACAUGUCUGAAGAAUGUCUAACCCCCACCCACCAGUGUUCGAAAAAUGGUGUAUAUAGAUAUAAAUGUAUGUGGUUAAUGCACAUGGUUAUCAACUGUGUAUUUACGGUUGUGACGGACAGUUUUGAAGACUCGUGGUGGUUCACCUACUUUUGCUGCUGGAUUAAUGUUGGAGCAAACAAACCCUUUAAGAACACAAGAAAAUAAGGUGUAAUUUACGGUAAACCGAGUCUCGGUACAUCCAUUCUCUUGUGUGACAUACAUGCAUCAUGUACAUCACGUGACUCCUACCUUAUCCGAUUCCUAGCCCGAUUUUGGGAUAUGUCUGCCCCCAACACACACGUUUUAAAGAAAGAGAUUAAAAUAUGUGUGGGUUUUUUUUAAAUAUAAUUUUAACAUGAAAUUAGAUCUGUUUAUUUAAUUGCCAAAAUGUUGGGAGUGUUUACAAGUCCGUGCUUGUUUUGUAUAGAACAGAAAAUAACUUUUUUUUAUGUAACUGUAAAUGUGCUCCCUCUGUUAAAAUGAAUUAACUGAUUUAUAUGUUUUUUU